AUGUCGAGCUCGUCGGAUUCCUCAGACUCCCGCAGUGAUAUGUCGGAAUUGCAUUCCGAAGAUGAUACUGGCGAAUACACUCAGCCAAAGCCUCACAAGAGCAACGGAUUUUCUGUUAGAAAUUUCCAGGAAAGAGAAGCUCUUGACCAAUCUGAUAGCAGCGAUGAAGUUGAUGAAGAAGAAGAAGUUGCCAAUGAAGCAGAUAAUCAAUUUUUAGAUAAUGACGAUGAUGUUGUAGAUCAAAAAGUUUUUCGUGAUUAUGACAAGCGCAGACGUCUAGAAGAACGCAAAGAGAAUAGAAUGCGACUCGAAAUGCUCAACCAGAUUUCUAAGGACUAUGCUCAAGUCGAUGAAACAGAAUUUAUCUUCGAUGAUUCAGCUCUUUCUCAGCCAUUUUCUUCAUACAGAAUUGCCCUCGAGCCAUCUACAGGUUCUAACCAGCUUUUCCAUGUAAAAUGCAAACCAGGAAAGGAACUCGUUGUAAUUUCUUACCUUUACGCCAAGUUUGCACAUUCACCAUCCCAAUACAAUCUUACUUUUGCCGCCUACACUCCAAAAAUCAGCUCAGGCUUCAUUUACGUUGAAGCGAGAACAUUAGCCGAUGCAAACACUCUCUGUUCUGAACUUCCAUUCAUUAUGAACCUCAACAGAAUGAAAAACCUCAAAUACAGUGAAAUGGCCAAGGCCAUGACCAUUCCAAGAACAGAAGUUGAUUUUCAUCCAGGAAAUUUCGUCGAAAUCCUCAAAGAUUCUCAAAGCGGAUAUUUCGUCAAAGGCGAUAUCGGUCAAGUCAUCAAUAUCAACAUCAACAGAAACAAGGUUAUGGUUAAACUUAUUCCUCGUAUUGAUUACGACCGUAUUGAGAGCGAUACCCUUCCAGAGAAGAAGAGCAAGGCCGCCAAAGAAGUUCGCAUCCCUCAAGCCGACUUCCAACCCGAGAGAAUCAUAAACCACGCGACAAUUACCGACACAACCUUACAAAUUGGCGAUUCUACAGUCGAAUUCAAGGAGUACGAUAACGCAUUAUUCUACGGCCCAUUCCUUUACCACGAAAUCGAGACAAAGAAACUACAAAAAGUUGCUUAUAUUCAAAUGGACUUCGGAAAGAAGUUCCAAGACAACUUUUACGACUUCGAACAGCGCAUACCAUACUUCAAGAACAACAUGUACUCAGCUCUUGGCCUUACAAACUCAACAACCUUCAAUCAAGGCGAUAUCGCAAGAAUUCUCGAACCACACGAAUACCAGGACGUCAUAGUUGAUGUCCUUGGAGUACAAGGAAACAUCAUCCAUGUCGCUCCUCGUGCUACAAACGAAGUAGAAAAAGCUCAAUACGACGGCAUCGAAUUCGACAUACAAUCCGACCUCCUCGAGAAGUACUUCCACGAAGGCGAUAGAGUUAAGAUCAUCGCCGGUGCAAAUAGAGGUAAAAUCGGUAUUGUUCUCGGUGUAGAUAUGAAAACAUUUACUGCACAGAUCCAAAUCACUUCAAUCGACGCGAUCGUAUCCGAAAAAGUGGCCAACCUUGCACAUACAAGAAGAGAAGAAGAGAUUCAGAUCGUUCUUGGCCAGUAUCGACUUAAUGAUUUCGUUGUUUUGCUUGAUAAGCAACGCGGUGUUAUCUGGCGUAUCGAGAAUGAUAUUGCAUUCAUUCUUUUGGAUACAGGUGUUGCUAUUUCCGCUGAUUUGUCUCGAAUCUUGUGCAAGGCAAGAGAUGAUACGGUCAGAGCAUCGAACGGAAAGGCCAUUACGAUCUCCAGCGUAGUCAAGGUCAAGGAUGAAAGGUAUAACGCCACAGUUAUCCACACAACCCACUCAAAAGUUUUCUUACAGUCCCAGCAGAAGCAAACAAUGGGCGGUUUGUUCGUCAGACCACCUUCCGAUAUCACCGUGUUCACCACGCCAAAGAACGUCGCUCCUUCGGCUGGAUCCGGCGGAUUCGUCAUUCAGCGUCCGAAACAAGACUUAUCGUUGAAGGGCCAGACGAUUAAGAUCAUCAAGGGCCCGUACAAAGGCUUGCUUGCCGAUGUUAAAGAGGCAACUGGCGAAGAUAUGCACGUAAUAUUGCAUACGACCAAAAAGAUUGUCAGAUUGUUCAGAACUAACGGCAUGUUCACUGUUGUCAAGAAGGAUAACAACGACUUCAUGAAAAGACUCUUCUCGAAGGAUGAUGACCUUCCUGCAGAAUCUGCUCCAUCUACAACACAACAACAAACAUACGACGCACCAACAUACGCACAAACAACUACACAACAAGAACCAGCACCUUCGAAUUACGGAAAUGCUUACAAUUCAGUUUAUUCUCCUCAAUCUGCAUCUCCUUCUUACGGAAGUACAACUUACGGAUCACCAUCGUCUUACGCUUACAACCAGCCGUACGGAGGCUACGGUUCUUCCUACGGAGAUAGCUACGGAUCGCCUGCAUCCAGCGCAUACGCUUACGGAGGCCAGGCAUCGCCAGCUGCUGUCCCGUACGGAUCGCCAGGUGCACAACCAUACGGAUCCCCUGCUGCAGCUCAGCCAUAUGGCUCUCCAGCCGCUGCAGCUCAACCUUACGGAUCUCCGACCGCAGCACAGCCAUACGGAUCCCCUGCUGCUGCACAGCCGUAUGGAUCUCCUACUGCCGCUCAGCCUUAUGGCUCUCCUACUUCUUACAGCCCACCUUAUGGAAAUAUGUAUUACCAGCAGAACAAACAGAAUUAA
Molecule: messenger RNA, 2703 nt
Organism: Trichomonas vaginalis G3
Lineage: Eukaryota; Parabasalia; Trichomonadida; Trichomonadidae
Product: regulation of DNA-templated transcription, elongation
Exons: 1
Coding region: 1-2703 (900 amino acids)
Biological process (GO): transcription elongation by RNA polymerase II; regulation of transcription by RNA polymerase II; translation
Cellular component (GO): DSIF complex; ribosome
Molecular function (GO): mRNA binding; structural constituent of ribosome
Source: RefSeq, a predicted model, not a curated record